Molecule: messenger RNA, 2947 nt
Organism: Oncorhynchus tshawytscha (Chinook salmon)
Lineage: Eukaryota; Metazoa; Chordata; Actinopteri; Salmoniformes; Salmonidae
Product: uroporphyrinogen decarboxylase
Exons: 10
Coding region: 332-1438 (368 amino acids)
Biological process (GO): heme biosynthetic process
Cellular component (GO): cytosol
Molecular function (GO): uroporphyrinogen decarboxylase activity
Source: RefSeq, a predicted model, not a curated record
AACGUUGAAGAACGUUUUGGGGUAACGUGUCGUUCAGAACAAUCUGUCACUCAACGUUGCAGACGUUUAAUCGAAUAUAACGCACCCCAGGAUGACCGAUGACAUUGCGCAAAAUAUGAACGCGAGUUGAGACGACUACCUGCUCUGGAACGUACCAAAAGUAUCGCUGUCAGUGGUCGGUCACAUGACUUUCUGAAGCUGGCUGCGCCCUGUAGGGGGCUCGUACAACAUUCUGGAUGACAGUCAAGAAAGAACCAGGCAGCAGUGUGCCAGCGAGGACAAGUGAACAGCAUCUCUGAACUUAUUCUUCCAUUAAAACAUCAGCCCCAUCAUGGACAAGGACGAUUUAAUACUCCCUAAAGACUUCCCCAAGCUGAAGAAUGAUGCAUUCCUUCUUGCAUGCCGAGGACAAGAAACCCCUCAUGUGCCUGUGUGGUGUAUGAGACAGGCUGGACGUUACCUACCAGAGUUCCGUGAGUCCAGAGCGGGAAAGGACUUCUUUGCAACAUGUCGAUCACCUGCAGCCUGCUGUGAACUCACUCUCCAGCCAUUGAGACGUUUCCCAUUUGAUGCUGCCAUCAUCUUCUCAGACAUCCUGGUUAUCCCACAGGCCAUGGGUAUGGAUGUCCAGAUGGUGGCAGGAAAGGGCCCUACUUUCCCAGAGCCCUUAAAGGAGCCAGAGGACCUGCUGCUCCUGCAGUCCAAGGUGGAUGUCAACAAGGAGCUGGAUUACGUCUUCAAGGCCAUUACACUGACGCGCCACAAACUGGAAGGCAAGGUCCCUCUCAUCGGCUUCACUGGUGCCCCGUGGACCCUGAUGGCCUAUAUGAUUGAGGGGGGAGGCUCGACAACCCAAUCCAAGGCUAAGCGCUGGCUGUACCGUCACCCUGAAGCCAGCCACCAGCUGUUAAAGAUGCUGACUGACAUCAUAGUGGAGUACCUGCUGGGACAGGUGGCUGCUGGAGCACAGGCCUUGCAGGUGUUUGAGUCCCAUGCUGGCUGUCUGGGCCCAGCGGAGUUCCAGGAGUUCUCACUGCCCUACCUCCGAGACAUCGCCCGUAAGGUCAAGGACCAGCUGAAGGAGUCAGGCCAGGAUGUCCCCAUGAUUGUGUUUGCCAAGGACGGCCACUAUGGUCUGGAGGACCUCUCUCAGUCCCACUAUGAGGUUGUUGGUUUGGAUUGGACCAUUGACCCUCGCUCAGCGCGGGAGCGAACUGGAGGAAAGGUUAGCCUCCAGGGGAACAUGGACCCCUGUGCGCUAUAUGCUCCCAAAGAGCGUAUAUAUGAGAUAGUGAAAAAGAUGCUGGAAGGCUUUGGCACCAGAGGGUACAUUGCCAACCUGGGCCACGGGCUGUACCCUGACAUGGACCCGGAGAACGUGGGUGCCUUCGUAGAAGCUGUCCACGCUCACUCUCGCCACCUCCUCAACCUCAAGUAACACCCCCGUCACCUGGCAACAUUGACCGCAAUCAUCAAACUAGCAGCGAAGCAGCACCCAAAAACCAAAGCAACAUUGGCUUGGAUUGUAGAGACUAUAUCAUGUAUUCACAGUAAUCCGAAUAACCACCAGGUCUUAUCAAGUAUGGAAUCCCAGGACAGAUCAAGAUGGAUCUUUGUCCAAUUCUGGAUGUUUUUCUCUUUCUGAAGAGAAUACUUCAUGAUGUUCUAUAGAUAAUCCUAAAACAAACAAAACACAUUGCCACAGUGCAAGACGUUGUAAUAUUUCAUAUUAUUCAUGUGUACCACUGAUCUGUUUUAUUCAGAUGUAGUGCACCUAACAUUGAAGAAACAAGUGUACCUUAUCAAAACAACAGUAGUGAAGGAGAUUCAAUGUGAUUAUCCUCAAUGGUUGUGUGAGAGCCUCAGUCCAAUCGUUGUUGUUUAGACUGUUGUACUGCAAUUAUGACUGUGACUGAUGUACACUAAAGCCUAAGCAUUAGUGUGUGUAUAUUUUGCUCAUAGUUUUUUAUUCAGUCAAAUAAAUAUACACAUAUAUUUUAAUUGGACCUGUAUUUCAAAUUAAUCAAAUAAAUUAUAUUGGAUUUUUAUUGGAUGUGUUUUGCCUCUAACACACCCUAAUCGGGAACUAUUGGCUCAUCUUAUUGUGCCCUCUAGAUAUUGCGCUCUGCAGUUCACUCCAGGUUUUCUCUAACCAGCAAUCUUCCAUCUACACAUCGACGGCAAUACCACUGGUGCUUGCGAUUACUAUGGAAACCCUUCAAAUACAAAUGAGAUGUAGCGAGGGAGUGGGGGUCGGGUGUGGCUGGCAUACUGUACAUGAUUUUAUUCAAACCAGUUUAGUGCCAGAACUAAUCUGUCCGGACUUAAUUUGUUUCCACGUUGAACAAACACAUUUUUGAAAUUGGGAAAAGGCUCUAUUUUAUUACUGCUUUUGGCUUAAAGGGAAGUGAUUAUCAUUACAGACUGCAUUUUACACAAGGCAUAAAAGUAGUUAAUCCCCAUGGGUGUUUUUCUAUGAAAGGCAGCUAAGUAGUAGAGAGAAGUAGAUCUGUACAAAUCCAUUUGUUUUUGUUGUUGGAAUGGUGGGAAUAGGAUUCCACAAAAACAUUUCGUCACGUGAUGUUUUGAGUAUUGGACAGUUUUUCUCCUUGUACGUAUGCUCCUCUGCGGUAGGUUGAAUUUAGCAUUUUCCCUACGUAUGGUUAAGGUCAGGAUUGGGAGAGGGGAAGCUGAUCCUCCAUCUGAACCUAGAGGAAACUUGUGUGAAACAUGGCUUGGGGAAGCAGUUCAGAAGGCUCCUGGUUGGAUGGACGACACUCAGCAGCUGUCGGGGCGGCGGUGCUCUCCUUUUCAUUUGGACACAGACGACAGUUGUUGUCACAAUGCAGGAUUAGACUGACCUUGAUUGUGUUGUGAGGAGCUGUUGCCUGUAAACCGCUGGGAAAGUAAAGACAAAUAAAAUAAAUAUUAAGGCCAUAGGACUCGA